Messenger RNA from Sciurus carolinensis (gray squirrel), 920 nucleotides. RefSeq names its product interleukin-36 alpha-like. The transcript has 5 exons. The record is from RefSeq and is a predicted model, not a curated record. Gene Ontology annotation, molecular function: interleukin-1 receptor binding; cytokine activity. Gene Ontology annotation, biological process: cellular response to lipopolysaccharide; inflammatory response to antigenic stimulus; positive regulation of gene expression. Lineage: Eukaryota; Metazoa; Chordata; Mammalia; Rodentia; Sciuridae. The coding region runs from base 251 to 745 and encodes 164 amino acids.
UGCUUUCCUCUUGCUUCUGGACAUCUGUCCUGUUAGGACUCUAGUUCUGGGCCUGGGCAGGCUCAUAGGUGUGGUUGCUUCUGCUGAGUCCAAGAAGCUAAGGAAGUCUGGUGCUUUCUGAGAGCACAGAUUUUGACUGGGGUCACGGUUGGGCAGCCCUCCCACCCUGGGUCACACCAUAGCUUGGGACCGACUCAGUGUGCACAGAAACAUUUCCAGCCCUCAGCAGUUCUGAAGCAACACCACCACAAUGCACAAAGCAUUAAGCUCGGAAGUCCCAUCCAGGAGGUACGUGCAGGAUCUCAGCCACCGCGUGUGGGUUCUUCAGGGCCAGACCCUGGUAAUGGUCCCAAGGAAGGAACGGAUGGUUCCAAUCACCGUCACCUUGAUGCCAUGCAAACACCUGGAGACCCUAGAGAAGGACAGAGGGAUGCCCAUGUACCUGGGGCUGUUGGAGCCCAGUUGCUGCCUGUGUUGUAAAAAGGACGGGGAGCAGCCGGCGCUGCAGCUCGAGAAGAGAGGCAUCAAAACCCUGCAUGACUCGGGCGAGCCCGUGAAGCCCUUCCUCUUCUACCACAGCGAGAACGGCAGGACGUCGACCUUCGAGUCCGUGGCCUUCCCUGGCUGGUUCAUUGCUGCCUGCUCCAAAGGAGACUGUCCACUCUUCAUGACCCAGGAACUGGGGACAACCUACGUCACGGACUUUGAGUUGAUUGGAGAGCAUCGAGGUCUCUGGAUUCUCUGAUAUGUUACUCUGUGGCGUUGAACCAAGACCUUUUGGAUCCCAGCAGGAAGAAGCCACUGUAGAAGUUUCCACAAAACGGAGAGAGCAAAAAGAAAGUUGAAUCCCUCCUGGGCUCGGCUUCCCUCUCAGUGAAGCCUAUAUUCAGGUUUGGAUGAAGAACCGUUGAUGUUUACAA